Messenger RNA from Podarcis muralis (Common wall lizard), 4750 nucleotides. The record is from RefSeq and is a predicted model, not a curated record. Lineage: Eukaryota; Metazoa; Chordata; Lepidosauria; Squamata; Lacertidae.
AAAGGCCCAUUGAGUCCCGCAGACAUCUAUGGGAAGCUGGCAAGCAGGACCUGAGUGGAACAGUGCUUUCCCGACUUGUGAUUCUGUAUGUUAUCUUUAACUUUCCGAAUUGUUUGGAUUGCUUUCUGAAGGCUUUGCAUUGCCGCCUUAAAUCAUGGACAUCACUGGGUUUCUGAAGUCUCAAUUCAUUUGCCACCUCCUUAUCAGUUAUGUAUUUAUAGUGUCGGGACUGAUAAUCAACUUCAUUCAACUCUUCACAUUAAUCCUCUGGCCGUUCAACAAGCAACUUUUCAGGAAGGUCAAUUGCAAGCUGGCUUAUUGCAUUUCAAGCCAAUUGGUGAUGUUGCUGGAAUGGUGGUCGGGCACAACUUGUACCCUCUACACGGAUCCCCAGAAUUAUGAAAAGUACGGGACAGAGAAUGCCAUAGUAAUCCUUAAUCACAACUUUGAAAUUGACUUUCUCUGUAGCUGGAACUUUUGCGAAAGAUUUGGAGUCUUAGGGAGUUCCAAAGUACUUGCAAAGAAAGAGCUUGCUUCUAUGCCAAUCAUUGGCUGGAUGUGGUACUUCCUUGAGAUAGUUUUCUGCACGCGAAAGUGGGAGGAAGAUAGGAAAAAUGUCGUGGAAGCCCUACUCAAUCUCCGGGAUUAUCCUGAAAACUUCUGGUUCUUGAUUCACUGUGAAGGCACCAGGUUCACCGAGCAAAAACACAAAAUCAGCAUGCAGGUAGCUGAAGCCAAAGGCCUACCCAAGCUCAAAUAUCACCUGCUGCCACGGACAAAGGGAUUUGCUGUCACCGUCCAGUGUUUGAGAAAUGUAGUUUCAGCCGUGUAUGAUUCUACACUGAACUUUAGAAAUAAUGAGAAUCCAACUUUGCUGGGAGUUUUAAAUGGGAAAAAAUACCAGGCAGAUUUAUAUGUAAGGCGGAUUCCAUUAGAGGAAAUCCCAGAAGAUGAGCAGGAAUGUUCUAAAUGGCUUCACAAACUCUAUCAAGAGAAGGAUUCUUUUCAAGAGGAAUACUACAGAACAGGAGCCUAUCCUGGCACUCCCAUAGUGCCACCCCGGCGGCCGUGGACUCUAUUGAAUUGGCUCUUCUGGGCCAUAUUGUUGCUAUAUCCUUUGUUCAAGCUGUUCAUCAACAUGAUCAGCAGCGGCUCCUCGCUGACUCUGGCGACGUUUGCCUUUGUUUUCAUUGCAGUCUGCAGAACUCAACUGAAAAGUACCCGUGAGUAAAGACACUGAAGAACUUCUCAUUUCUCUUCCAGUCAGGGAGCAAAAUGGAAAGAAAUGAACUGUAGCUAGCAAGUUUUCAAAUACUCUUUUCCAACAAUGAACUGAGCUAAUCUUGUCUUUUUCUUUCCUUUCUGUGAUGGUAGCUUGAUCUGUCCAAACAAAUAACCAAUAUAUCAAACGUCUGGGCACAUGGCUUUAGCUCAGGGUCUCCACUUGACAUUUCAAUCCUGUCUGAUAAGUUAAGCUUCAUACUUGCAAAAGAAAAGUAAGCUUUUAGAAAGGGCGAUAUAGGAAAAACGAAUGUCAGGAUUGUGCCUAUUCUUUCGGAAUUGAAGAAUCUCAGAAUGGCUGAGUCGGUCCGAAGACUGUUAGCAGAUGCUCAUUAUCAGAUUCUGAAUUCUUGCAAUUUUGUAUUGAACUAUAUUAGUCAGCUCUGGGUUUAUCUACUAAACCCAACAUCAAGAUAUCAAAACGCUGGUUUUGCAAUUUCUGCGGAACAGUUACUAACCAGAUUACAUAUAUCUGACAGGGAUUAACAGAUUACAAUAGUAGAAGUGUCUUUUCUUCAGCAGCACAAAUAAUUUUGUAGAAUGUUUACUUAAAGGUACUUUGUGAAUGGUGGAGCAGCCUCUUAAAACAGAGAGUGUGUUGUAGCCAGUACCCACCAAGUCUGCAGCAUAUAGUAAACAGGCUUCCUCAUUCUGCACCACACCACUCCAGAAUAUUUGCUCAUGAAACUUGCUUCAGUUUUGUCAAACCAGAGGUUUCAGGACUGAAGAGCACCAUGUCUUUCUAUGCUAAUAUGUUCAGGUAAGCCACCCAGCAUAAUUCAAAAGCAUCCUGUGUGAAAUCAGAGAAUAUUUUCUCUUGCCUGUAAUGAAUUCUCUUUUUCAAGCUACCGUUUCCCCCUCUCACAUUCUCUUGGUGUCCUGAUCCAAUCAGCUUAUGCAGUAUCUGGCAUUCUCAGCAUCUAACAGAAGAAAAUAGUUGGUAUUCUGUAUUAAAUCAGAGUAGUAGUACUGCAACGUCUCGCGUAUGACUGAGAUGACCCUGAAGCUUCCUGUUGUUGUUGUUGUUGUUGUUGUUGUUGUUGCUGUUGGUUGUGUUGUUAUAUAUUUCUUUAUACCCCACCUUUUCCCCUAAUGGGACUUCUUGUUGGCAAGUGCUUGCUGGCCAGUCAGUGUAUGAAGACCAUGCUCUGUUUUGUGGUUGUGUUCAGAUAUGACUCUUAUGGCUUAUUGAUUAAACCCAGAGUUCAUCUAGAUUCAAGAGCUCUCGUUAACCAUAUCAGUCAGAUUGCGUAGCUCGAUUGGAUUAACAGAUUCAAAAAAGAAGUGUAAUGUAAUAUUUUUGGACUAGGAGAAUGCAGUGAAGAAGGGUUUGUCCUGUCUUUAACCAUAUAGUCUGGGCUCUAGAAGGCUGCAAUGUAAAUUAUAUCUUUCAUAUAGUUUUCACACAACUGAAACAAAUGGCACCAGAGCAGCCCAAAUUAUGUGCCAGCUGCAUACAUUAAGCAAGACUAUUUGGCUGGUUUGCAGUCUCACUUUGCUCAUAAAGUUUGUGGUGAGAGAACUCUGCAGCAAACAGGAACAUUGGCUACUGGAAAUCCAUUCUCAAGGCUAUCUUGCAAUCGUAGCACAUAGAAACAUCCUUUUUUUUUUUAGGGGGGGGGAGAAACACCUGAUACCAGUUGUUGGGUCUUACACAGAAUUUAUACAGCCUUACUUUUAAUUGCAGGUGCAUGGAUUGUGUGCUUUCUUCCUUACAAAAGCCUUCAAAAUUGGCCACAGUAUUAACAGUUAGGACAUAGAAAAGUCAGAGGGGCAGGUAGAAGCCGCUGCCUAAGACUGUGCAGAGGAACAGGACACAGAGACUUGCUGUAGUCAGAGAUGUGGCUGGGCACUAUUUCUCCCCUGCCGGGAUUGCAUUGGUAGUGGUCAUGGCAAAUCAUCUGCUGCAAGCCGAAAAUGCAGCUUUGCACAUCGUAUGCUCAGCCCACGAUUGAAUAACUAGGCAGUGUGGUGUCCUGACACAUGUGCUUACGCAAAGCAAUUUAGAGGAUCCAUUCAGUUAGCACAGGUGCGGCCUUAUCUGGACUAAAAGGGGAGAGAACAUUCAGGCAGGCCAGUGAAUCAACCCCAUAAAGGGGACUCCUUUUAUAUGGAGUGCUGUUUUGGUGGCACGAUUGUCAUAAUGACUGCAAUAAUUAUAACCAAAGGCUUCACCUCCCCCCCCCCUUUUGAGAUGGAAGCAUCUCUUGUUAUUUGUUGAUUUUUACUCUUUUUAUGUUUUUAGUCAAGAAUGCACCCACAGUGGUUUUUUAUUUUAUUUUUUCAGGCUCCCAACAGUAUUAUGGUGCAGGAUAGCUCAGCUGGUAGAGCAUGAGACUCUUAAUCUCAGGCCGAAGGGUUCGAGCCCCAAACUGGGCAAGGAUAUUCCUGCAUUGCAGAGGGACCCUCAUGGUCCCUUUCAACUUUACAAGUCUGUGAUUCUAUGACAGCUUAGCUCCCAGAUGCUCAGUGCCAGAAAGGGGCUAUGCUGGGUUUUUGAGGUGGGUUCAAUCUGAUGCUUUUGAAUAUUUAAUGCUAAGAACAUUUGAGAAGUUGUGGAAUGGUUCCAGCCCAUAAAUUUUACAGGCAAGAGAAUUAGCUGAUAUUAAAAAUAGCCUUGGGAAACAAUGAGGUCCAAUGUUGCACGACCACAAUUAUUAUAUAGCUUAGUGUGAUGAUGGUGGAGGCCACAUUGAUUGAUUUUUGUAGUGGAAAAGGAUAUUCAGAAUGUUCUUCAGGUUGUAAUCAUAAUUCUGUGCAGAUUGUAAGAUUAAGGUUUUAAAUGGAGAAUGCUCUCAGAUUUCGAAGACUUCGAUCUGCAGUAGAUUACACCUAAACUAUGCAAGAAAUUGCUAGCUGAGCAAUUACGAAAAGGAAAUGUUUGUAGUAACUCAUGUUGCAUGUACUGCUGCAUGUUUAGUGCAUGUGGAUUAUCUGAAACUGACUUGAAAGUGUUGCCUGUUUAACUAUCAAGCUACUGUAAAUUUUAAUCACUGGGUCUUAAAUAACAAACUAGGCAGAAAUCCACAUGGCUAAAUUAAAUGUUAACCUGAAACUGCAAAUGGGAGACUCUGCUGCAUAAUGUGAGAGGUCAUCACACAUGUUUCAAAUACCCUGUAGUGAGAAUUGCAUAUGAAAAUUUCAGGACAGAGCAGAUUGUCGCCAAUUAUAUGUUUUAAGUACUAUUUGUUACUAGUGAGCGGACAUUGCAUAGAUGAGAUGUGAAAGUAGACAGUUACUUUUUGAUUCUGGAAACGUAACCAGGUUAUGUAUACAACAGUAGAUACCCCAACUUAGUCCUAAAGCCUUCCCCCAAUUCACCACAGUGCAUACAGUCAAGCUCACUGAUUAGAAAACUUUGCUGGGUUGUGGAUUUUAAUGAAAGCAGCUCCCACAAGAAGGAUUCUCAUAUGUCACAUUACUCUGGAUUGAUUUUAAUUUGAAUUAAAAAGAAUUUUAUUUUCUCUAA